CACAGACAAACCUGCACGUCACUGAACUCAGUCAACUCAACAGAAUGAUGAAGCUGUUAGUCUUGGCUUUAACCAUCAGCCUGCUGUUUACAGCCGGUGAAGCCUUGCAGUGUCACCGUUGUGUCUCCAGAGUCGCUGGAGGAGCCUGUGAACUCAGUUUAGAGACAUGUCCACCAGAUAAAGAUGCCUGUGCUGCUGCCAAGUUCCUCAGGCAUCCAUUUGCCCAGUACCAGAAAUGCAUGCGUCAGACAGACUGUGAAAUGCUGAAGAGAAAUGCCUACAUCGAUAUCAAGUGCUGCGGCGACGACAUGUGCAACACCUUUUAAAAGUCAAUAUGAAGUUGUCUAAAACCUGGCCAUGUAUUUGGAGGACAGCUGUGCGAGGCCAGACUCCUACAAACUGAAUCAGGUGUAAACAGACAUCUGAAUCCAAAGCAGCUACCUUCUGGAUGAAAACCUCCGUGCCAGUGCUUUUAACUUGACAAAUAAAGUACGACAAAAAGCCUGUUUGCUGUUUUAUUGACUGGAAAUCCUUAAGCGUUUUCUUUUCACAGCCACUAACAAGGUCUAUCUCCACCUCAUCCUAAAAAUAGCAGGCAUCAGAUGGCUGGCUUAUUUUAUCGACUUUUCUUGCAGUUGUUUCUUUAUCUCUGUGGCAGCUUUCAAUCUGACCAUGUUCAGACUUCAGUACAUUUAUGUCCCUUCUCUAAGUUACACUUCAGAGGCAGAAAACAAAUUCAUUACUCUUUCUUUCAGUUCUUUUCUGAAGUAAUAACCCACUCUCAACCCUGCUUUUACAUAACCACUUUUUGCUUUAAUGAUUACAAUCAAAAACAUUUGUACAACAUUUUCAACAUUAGAAAAUGGAUGCAGAUUUUUUUGGCUGACAGUAACCGCUAUGAAAACAAACUGAGGGACAGAGAAGUGGGAAGGGGGAGGGGGUUGAACUGCACGGAGAUGAAGUAGAAAAAGAGCUGUAGUAUAUUUGAGAGACCAAACAGCUGGUGAUGUAUCAGAAGAAACGUCUGUGUUUACUUAUCCAUUAUCAGAGCAUAUGCAUGGCAGACAUGACAUUUCUCUUAUCUCUUGUUAUUUAAACAGAGAAGCCUAUAUGGGAGCUGCAUAAUGAGAAGCUAGGAUGCAUUGAGCCACUGCUAUCUCUGGCCUUUGUCAUUACCAAGCAUGGGGAAUAAAAAACAUUUUUUCUGAUACAUCCAAAUGAUAUUCUGUGUUUUGCAUCAGUGCGGAGCACAGAGAUGGAUGAGGGGUGGACUGUGGGACAUAGAAGACAAAGGAACCGCCACUCAUCCUCUUUUUUUUUUUUUUUCAAACACACAAAGAAAACCAAGGAUGACAAAAAGGGA
Messenger RNA from Sphaeramia orbicularis (orbiculate cardinalfish), 1363 nucleotides. It is a transcript of the gene ly97.3, whose product is annotated as lymphocyte antigen 97, tandem duplicate 3. The transcript has 4 exons. The record is from RefSeq and is a predicted model, not a curated record. NCBI's taxonomy places the organism in Eukaryota, Metazoa, Chordata, Actinopteri, Kurtiformes, Apogonidae. The coding region runs from base 45 to 326 and encodes 93 amino acids.